AUGAGUAAUUGUAAAACGGAAUCUCAGUAUAUAUCUCAAAAAGCUUUGGCGUAUGAACCCUCCAAGGAGGAAAUUAAAUUUUACCACAAAAAUAAUCAUAAAAGCUUAAGGUACAUUUUUUGUCGUCAAGAAUUGGAUGAUUUUGAAAAAGAGAAAAUACAGGAACUAAAGGAUUUUGUUAAUAAUUUAAAAAAAAAAGAAAAUGAAGGAAAAGGGAAAGAAGAGACAUAUGAAGGCAUAUUCAAGAAUACAAUUUUUGAAGAUGACAAUUAUGUGCUUCGAUUUUUACAAGGAAAUGAAUUCCACUUUGAAAAGUGUUAUUAUGAUAUGCUAAGACACCUGGAAUGGAGAGAUGAAAACCUCCCAGUAUUAUAUGACGAUAUCAAGGAUUUAUUGAAGGACGUUUUAAGGGUAGCCUACUACUGGAUGGAAUUCAUAAUAUCAAAUCUAUUCAUUGAAGGGAAAAUUGAGCAAUGGAGAGUUAUAAUCGACUUAUCAUCAUGUGGUGUUUUGAACAUACCCAUAGGGACUUUAAAAGAUAUCUCCAAGUGUCUUAGUUGUAAUUACAGAUCAAGAUUAGCAAAAAUGUUAAUCCUUAGUGCACCUCUCUUUGUUACUGGAAUGUGGCACAUGCUGAAGUCAAUCAUACCGGUUGUAACGCAGCAGAAAAUAACAAUAUCUUCAGCCGGAAUAGAUAAAAGGCUUCUUGAACAAGUGGACGCAGACCAACUGGAAAAAAAAUUUGGAGGGAAAUGUGAAAACGCAACAACCUUUAGCAAACCCAUUAUGCCAUAA
Messenger RNA from Plasmodium gonderi, 795 nucleotides. RefSeq lists its product as hypothetical. The coding region runs from base 1 to 795 and encodes 264 amino acids. The record is from RefSeq and is a predicted model, not a curated record. The transcript has 9 exons. Lineage: Eukaryota; Apicomplexa; Aconoidasida; Haemosporida; Plasmodiidae.